GGGCUUUUGCAAUACUUAAUGUCUGGAUUUCAAAUGUUUUUCAUUUUUUUUUUUUAAUGCAUUUUUCAUCCAGCAUAUCAUUUCCUUUAUGCUCGUUUUCUUUGUUAAUUUUGGUGCAGUUCGUGUGAAUUACAAAUGGGGCCGAAGGUUGAAGGAAGUGUAUUUUGGUCGUUGUUCCUGGUACUGUUUCCUGUGGCAGUUGGACUGCCAUCACCCAACUGCGUGAACUACAAACACAGAACAAUAUGUGCCCUGAAGGGUUCAUCAGUGGUGAUAUCCUGCUCCUAUCCCGAUGAUGUUACAGUCCUUUCAGUACCGCAAUGGUCCAAAGGUUUUAACCACAAAUUAGAGUCUAUACCCUUGGACAUAACAGCUUAUGAAAUUAUCUCAAAUGGUCUCAACAGUAGAACCAAAGACUGCUCAAUAAAAUUUACAAACACAACAAAAAACCAUGAUUCCAUUUAUUACAUUACAUACAAAUUUAGCCGUAAAACAGAUGAGCACAUGACAAAAACAUGCCAUGGUUCUCCUGGUGUGAGAAUCCAUAUUUUCUUGUCUCCUGUGCUCAUCAUGGGGAAGGAUGUUGUUAAGGAAAAAGACUUCAUAUUGAGAGACUGGUCAGUAAUGGAGGGUCAGAGAAUAACACUGACUUGUGUCCACAACUGUGCUGCAGAUCUGACCUCCAACAUAGGUUACAUCUGGUACAAGAACAGACUGCAAUUAAAUGACAGCAAAAGAAGCUUGCUGCCGUUGCACCCAGUCAAUAAAGGGGAUACAGGGAGCUAUGCCUGUGCCAUGAUUGGCUAUGAAGACUUCCCCUCCCCUGUUGUCAACCUGAGAGUCCAGAACGGACCCAUAGGUAAAGUCUCAGACAACGGAAUAGGAAACGACACUGUACCCAAGGACACACGCUUUACUCCAUUGUUUAUAGUGGUUGUAGCCAGUGUUCCCUUUGGAUGGUUCAUUACAAUAACUAUCACAAUAGUACUAAUCUGCAAGAGGAAGAAGAGGAGAGGAUGUGCUGGGUCAACCUCUGGGGCUCCCAACCCCGGCAACGACCCCUACACAGCUUUAGAUGUCACCUCAAUGUCUCGUGAUUAUGCCAAACUGGACCCAGAAGGACGCUCCUCGGCGGCUGACACUGUAUAUGAGAACUUACACCAGCCUCAAAGCCACAUGAGAUGAGAAACCGGUGUUAAAACAGCCCUCUACUUUUUGUUUUUAGUUUAAUUUCAGUCUGUCGUUUUUAUUUUACAUAUUGAAGUGGCAUUUUGGCAAAUAUUAUUUAUUUUCAAACGCUAUAAAGUUGUAGCAUGACUUCCACAUGCCUAUUCUUGUAAGUUUAAGUGUCUAAUAC
This is a messenger RNA of Mugil cephalus (flathead mullet), 1357 nucleotides long. RefSeq lists its product as uncharacterized. The transcript has 2 exons. The record is from RefSeq and is a predicted model, not a curated record. The coding region runs from base 136 to 1185 and encodes 349 amino acids. NCBI's taxonomy places the organism in Eukaryota, Metazoa, Chordata, Actinopteri, Mugiliformes, Mugilidae.